This is a messenger RNA of Diceros bicornis minor, 587 nucleotides long. Its product is annotated as ral guanine nucleotide dissociation stimulator-like. The record is from RefSeq and is a predicted model, not a curated record. Lineage: Eukaryota; Metazoa; Chordata; Mammalia; Perissodactyla; Rhinocerotidae. Bases 1 to 498 code for a protein of 165 amino acids. The transcript is spliced from 3 exons.
AUGAGACUGGAGCAUCCACGGCCCAUUGAGGCAGAGCUGGAAGUACCAUCUCCAGAGCUCCCUCCAGCUCCAGCACCAGAGCAAGGGCCAGCUCCCUGGCUAGAUCCAGCUCCAGCUCUAGUUCCACCACCUGUGCUAGAGCUGGAGUUAGUGUCACCUCCAUCAGUCCCUCCAGGGCCAGAGCCACCACCAACAUCAGCUCCAGCCCCAGUGCCAGCUCCUGAGCUGGAGCCAGCUGGACCAUUGGCUCCAGGGAGAAUCCUCCCUCCACCUGGAGAGAUAACAGCAGAGCCAGAUCCAGUCCCAGAGCCCACCUGCCCCUGGGACGUGACCAUCAAGAACCUGCUGAGGGAGGAGAAGCCUGACUUCUUGGAGUUCCCUCCCCGGCUGGUGGCAGAGCAGUUGACACUGAUGGAUGUGGUGAGCAGCGGGGCUCUCAGGGCAGGUGGGGCCAGCCUUCCCUGUGCCAUCAGCUGCCCCAGACCUGCCAUUUCCUGAUCCAGAAUCCCAUGAUCUCGGUCCAACCUCUUGCUUCCCCACUUACCCUCAUGUGACCUGAGCAGCCUUCUUAACUCCCAAGCCUUUGC